Mycosarcoma maydis (corn smut) is the source of this 2805-nucleotide messenger RNA. RefSeq lists its product as uncharacterized. Bases 1 to 2805 code for a protein of 934 amino acids. The transcript has a single exon. The record is from RefSeq and is a predicted model, not a curated record. Gene Ontology annotation, cellular component: endoplasmic reticulum; Golgi membrane. NCBI's taxonomy places the organism in Eukaryota, Fungi, Basidiomycota, Ustilaginomycetes, Ustilaginales. Gene Ontology annotation, molecular function: mannosyl-oligosaccharide 1,2-alpha-mannosidase activity; calcium ion binding. Gene Ontology annotation, biological process: N-glycan processing; carbohydrate metabolic process.
AUGUUUGGAAGCACAUCCACCGCCUCCUACUUGCCUCUCAACACGCCAAGGCGCAUAAGUCCUUUCAGCUCGUCCCAUCUCGUAUCAUGGAUCGCCAAACACAAGGUCUUGGUCAUCUUUGUGCUCGUCGCGCUCAUUGUAUCGGUCCAAGUGCUUCUCGUCGGCCCCGUCGUGAUGGACAUGGAACCAGUGAAAAAGUUGCGAGAACAAGGUUUGCCGUCCAUCAAGUCGCCCAACUGGUUCGGCUCUUCCUCAGAGUCUGCCAGCUCUUGGUUUCCCUCGUCCAGCGAGACCUCGGCACCCGUUGCAGUCCAACCGCUCGGCCCCAACUCGUUUCCUCCACCAUUGAGCCAAGUGAGCAGCUUGACCGGCGUUACACAGUCUCAAGCCACGCUCUACAAGGACACGGAUCCACACCGUGGCGAGAUCCCCACGUAUCUCGAAGACCUUCUCAACAAAGAGCCCGUGCAUCAUCCUCCACCUUGGCCGCAAAAGGCACCCUCCAUCUCGCCCGAAAUAUGGACAACGCGCUUGUGGCAAGAUCGCUCUACGACACACGCCAGCGACGCCGACACUCCAGCCAAGCAGCCUCUGGAGCCCGAGUGGCGCACCGCCCCGUGGACCGGCUGGAGACCGCCGCUUGACGAGCUUUCUCAGCCAAUCAAGCCGAUAGCCAAGGUGCAACAUGCAUUCGAGGAUCCUACGCGUCACUCGGGUCGUCGCAACGAUCAAGCUCGAGAUGAGCUUAUCGCUCAACGCCAAAAGAUGGUACGCAACGCCUUUAUCCAUGCAUGGGAGGGCUAUAAGAAGCACGCCUGGGGUCACGACGAGCUGAGACCCGUGUCAAGGACCGCAGAAGAUCCAUUCAACGGCUGGGGCGCCAGCAUCGUCGACGCUCUCGACACGUUGCUCGUCAUGCGUCUUCCCAACGAGUAUGACUUGGCACGCCAGCAUGUGCGCGAUAUCGAUUUCCGUCUGAUCGGCGGCUCGCGCAGUGCCUAUGGCAGUGCAGAUGGUAAGAUUCCGGUGUUUGAGACCGCAAUCCGUUAUUUGGGCGGCUUCCUGUCAGCAUACGAUCUGAGCGGCGACAUUCUGAUGCGAGAUCGAGCUGAAGAGUUGGCACAGCUGAUCCUGCCCGCGUUUGACACGGUCACUGGUGUGCCUAAUGGCCGAAUCAGGAUGGUCGAGACUGCAGAGUACCCUCACAAACGUCCACAGCAACAGAACAGCGUCAUUCUCGCUGAAGCUGGCAGUUUGCUCCUCGAGUUCACUCGGCUCUGGCAGGUGACCGGGAAUCGCACCUACUUUGACCGUGUCCAGCGCACCACCGACUGGCUCGAUCACAACAUGACGGCUGCCGGUCGGAUCGAAUCGCUCUUCCCUUGCCAAAUCUAUCCGGAGCGCAACAUCUCGUACGGAACGAUCGGAUUCGGCGGCAUGGCCGAUUCGUACUACGAGUACUUGGUCAAAGAGUAUCAGCUGCUUGGUGGGCGGCUCAAGCAGUACAGCCGCAUGUACUCGGCUGCCAUUGAAGGAGCCAAGAAGCUGCUCAUCUCUCGCAUCGAUACGGUACCGGGAAUCAGCUUGAUCACACUCGGAGAGCUAUCCGGCUCGAGGUACACUGCCAAGCUGGAACAUCUUGCCUGUUUCAGUGGAGGCAUGCUGGGACUGGGUUCGCGCAUCAUAAGCCAGCGUGCCGAUGAUCUCGAUCUGGCCAAGGGCAUCACGGGCACUUGCUGGUGGGCGUACAACAGCUCGACUACCGGGAUCGGGCCUGAGAACAUGAUCUUCUACACGAAUGACGACGAUGAUCGUUUCGAGCUGAUCAGCCUUGCCGACGGCACGUCAAGGCGAGGCCAACCACGUGGGAGUCCUAUCGUCGGCGUGCGAAGUGUACAUACGAGCUAUCUGAAUCGGCCUGAGACGAUCGAGUCGGUGCUGUACAUGUGGAGGAUCACGGGCGACACCGAGUGGCAGGAGCGCGGCUGGCAGAUGUUUGCAUCGUGGGUGACGCACUGCAUGACCGACGUAGGAUUCAGCGCGAUCUACGACGUGAAUCGCACACCGGCGGGCUGGACGGACAGCAUGGAGAGCUUUACAUUUGCCGAGACAUUCAAGUACUACUACCUGCUGUUUUCGCCGCCAGACGUGAUCUCGCUGGACGAGUACGUGUUCACCACCGAGGCGCAUCCGCUCUUGGUGCCCAAGGACGGGCAGUGGGCGCGCGCCGGAAACGGAAGCAGCAAGUUCUGGGAUCCACACGCCAGUGCACACCUCGCCGAUCCACGCGUCUACCCCGGUGGCGAGAUGCGCCAGCCCGGAGGCCUGACCAACAACCAGAAGCAGAUGCUCUGGUCGCAGUGGCAGGCGAAAUCGUCGGCGACCAAGAUCCGCGAUCUCAUCAACGCGCUCGGUGCAGACGCACUCAAGAGCAAGCUGCGCAGCUUGGUGGAGCGUGCAGAUGCGACGACGCUGUCGGGGCUGGAUGCGGGGCUGGAUGCGACGAUUGUACCGGAUGCGGGGCCACAGGCAGCGAGUGAUACUCAGCACCGCGGUCUGCUCGCUUCGGUAGGCGGCACGUCGGUCUACGAGGCACACGACCGCUCGUUACACGUCGAGUUUGCCCCCCACACGCACGCGCAUACGCAGCAGCGCGUGCUGGAACAGCUCGACGCACAGCCCCUAGAUGCAUCCACGAUAGAUAGCGUGCUCCGCUCAGCCCAGCACGUCAGCGUCGUCCACGAGCAGCACCAACACGAACACCAACAGCAUCUAGCUCGGUUAAGGUCCAAAGGUAUUCGCUAG